GUUAAGUUGGGUUGGUACACAUGUAGUGUGGUCAAGGGAAACAACUCUAAAUCGUGUGUGGCAUAUAUGAUAACAUCCAGCGACAACAGCGUCAAUAACGCCUUUUUUGAAGAGCUGAAGCAAGACUACCAAUGCGAGAAAAACGUAUUGUUGAAAAGUGCAAUGGUAGCUGCACAAAACUCUCCUGUGACCGAAGACACUUCUAUAGUUUCAACGCUGAAGUCAAAGGGUGAUAUUGAUUACAUGACGAUCGACAUAGGGGGAGACGAGGUCCAGUUAUUGUCUUGGAUGUUAACAAAAGAUCUACUAAAGAACGUGCGGCAACUGUUGGUAACCUUCCAUGGGAUCAGUGCUAACAGCAAGGCGUCUGUGUACGUGCAGCACCUUCAGGUCUUACGGGCACUCUACUCAGAUGGCUUCAGAACAUUCCACUUUGCAAGAAAUGUUCAGUGUUUGUUUCAGGGGAACUGGAGUAGAACGGGUUGCUAUUCUCUUUACAUGAUGCGAGAAAUGCCGAUAAUUGGUCCGCUCGAAGUGUACCGACCGGAGAUUAUCAAAACACUGCCGCUCAAACCUUUGGCUACGUUGUAUAAUAGGCUACUGAUGUCAUCACAAGUACACUGUAAGAAUGUGGUCCGGAUUGGGAGAGUGGACGACGGAGGAUGGGACGUCUGUAACGAUACGGAGUAUAGACCCUCCUCACCAUGUAUUGUCUACUCUUUUGGAGUGGGUGGAGACUGGUCGUUUGAGGACGAAGUGUCCAAGAUUUAUGGAUGUGAUGUACAUUCUUUUGAUCCAAGUAUUGGAAAGCCAGAUCAGAAGCGAUCAGACAAAAUCACAUUUCAUAAUCUGGGACUGUGGGGCAAGCCUGCAGGAAAGCAAGGGAAAUGGAACAUGUUGAAUCUUAAGGAGAUUAUGGAUAUGCUUGGUCACACUGGGAAAACCAUUGAUAUUAUCAAAAUGGACAUAGAGUUUUCAGAGUGGGAAGCUAUUCCUGAUAUGGUAGCCUCUGGAGUGCUGAAGAACGUUAGACAACUGAAUUUUGAAUUCCAUAGUAGCCCUAAUCCUGAUGAAAGUUUUCGUUCAAAAAUGACAGCAUUACGUGGACUAAGCGAUCAAGGGUUCCGCUUGUUCUGGUCUCAUCCUAAUAUAAAGGGAGGUAAUCCAACACCAUUCAGCGUAACAGGAAGACAGGUCUCCAGCUGUUAUGAAAACUCCUUUCUGAAUACAAAUUUUAUUAAAAAGUGAAGUGUCAAUUCAACUUUUAACACAUUAAUACAUUUGUGGAUUUGUUACCAUUAUUUUUUCAAGUGAAGCUUAAUAAUUUAAAGAAACGUGUACCAGGUGGUUAUCAUAGUUUAUAUAUUUGGAUAUAAUUGGUUAACUUUGCUUCAUUACACAGCGGUACAGAGCCUGGAUAAUGCAUGUUUUAAUGGGAUAACACAGGAAAUACACAUGAUUAUUUCUACUGCGGUCUCCAAAAUGAAAAAGAUACGAUCAUUUUACAUGGUAUGAUAUCAAAAAAACUAUCUGAAAUUAAUGCAUAGUCUAUAGUUAUCACUUGUCAAUAUUAUUGUUGCUUAGAUA
Messenger RNA from Mizuhopecten yessoensis (Yesso scallop), 1587 nucleotides. Its product is annotated as methyltransferase-like protein 24. The record is from RefSeq and is a predicted model, not a curated record. Lineage: Eukaryota; Metazoa; Mollusca; Bivalvia; Pectinida; Pectinidae. Bases 67 to 1248 code for a protein of 393 amino acids. The transcript is spliced from 8 exons.